AUGCAGCAAAAUACCGUCAACAAGACCGCUCUUCACCCGGGAGGUGUCAUGUAUACCACUGACAACCGUGGAACAGAGGAGCUCCUGUACACCGAGGCUCAUAUCGACUACAACCGCGUGGCCAUUAUUCCCAACCCAUCAGUGGCCACUCUCUACGAAGAUGCCCUCGUCUACGAACAAGGUUCCGCCAUCACCUCCAGUGGUGCCCUGAGCGCCUACUCUGGCAAGAAGACCGGUCGUUCGCCACAGGAUAAGCGGAUUGUCAAGGAGCCUUCGUCAGAAGAGGAUAUUUGGUGGGGACCCGUCAACAAGCCCAUGAGCCCUGAGGUCUGGAAGAUCAACCGCGAGCGUGCUGUCGACUACCUCAACACGAGGAGCCGCAUCUACGUUAUUGACGGUUAUGCCGGCUGGGACGAGAAGUAUCGCAUUCGUGUGCGUGUCGUCUGCGCCCGCGCCUACCAUGCUCUCUUUAUGCGCAACAUGCUCAUCCGCCCUCCUCGCGAGGAGCUGGAGGGCUUCCAGCCCGACUACACCAUCUACAAUGCUGGUUCUUUCCCCGCCAACAAAUUCACCGAGGGUAUGACUUCUGGCACGUCCGUUGCUGUCAACUUUGCCGACAAGGAGAUGGUCAUCCUCGGCACUGAGUACGCUGGUGAGAUGAAGAAGGGCGUAUUCACCGUCCUCUUCUACGAGAUGCCUGUCAAGCACAACGUGCUCACCCUGCACUCCUCCGCCAACGAGGGCGAGAAGGGCGACGUCACCCUCUUCUUCGGCCUGUCGGGCACUGGCAAGACCACCCUGUCUGCCGACCCCCGCCGGAAGCUGAUCGGCGACGAUGAGCACUGCUGGAGCGACGAUGGUGUCUUCAACAUUGAGGGAGGUUGCUACGCCAAGUGCAUUGGCCUGUCGGGCGAGAAGGAGCCAGAUAUCUACAACGCCAUCAAGUACGGCUCCGUCCUGGAGAACGUCGUCUUCGACCCUGACACUCGUGUUGUCGACUACGACGACGCGACCCUGACCGAGAACACGCGAUGCGCCUACCCCAUCGAGUACAUUGAGAACGCCAAGAUCCCGUGCUUGUCGCCCAGCCACCCGAGCAACAUCAUCCUGCUCACCUGCGACGCUCGCGGUGUCCUGCCGCCCAUCUCCAAGCUGAGCCGCGCCCAGAUCAUGUUCCACUUCAUCUCUGGCUACACCUCCAAAAUGGCUGGCACUGAGGACGGAGUCCUUGAGCCCCAGGCUACCUUCUCGUCCUGCUUCGCCCAGCCCUUCCUGGCCCUGCACCCCAUGCGCUACGCCAAGAUGCUGGCGGACAAGAUCGAGCACCACCAGACCAAUGCCUGGCUGCUCAACACCGGCUGGGUUGGUGCCGGUGCCUCCCAGGGCGGUAAGCGCUGCCCGCUCAAGUACACGCGUGCCAUCCUGGACGCUGUGCACUCGGGCGAGCUCGCCAAGGUCGAGUACGAGAACUACGACGUCUUCAACCUGCAGGUCCCCAAGAGCUGCCCUGGCGUUCCCUCUGAGCUGCUCAACCCGGCCAAGGCCUGGACAGCCGGCGCCGACAGCUUCAAGGAGGAGGUUACCAAGCUGGGCAAGCUGUUUGUCGAGAACUUCAAGAAGUUCGAGGCCGAGGCGACUGAGGAGGUCAUCAAGGCUGGCCCCGUAGUCUAG
Molecule: messenger RNA, 1671 nt
Organism: Cryphonectria parasitica EP155
Lineage: Eukaryota; Fungi; Ascomycota; Sordariomycetes; Diaporthales; Cryphonectriaceae
Exons: 5
Coding region: 1-1671 (556 amino acids)
Biological process (GO): gluconeogenesis
Cellular component (GO): cytosol
Molecular function (GO): phosphoenolpyruvate carboxykinase (ATP) activity; ATP binding
Source: RefSeq, a predicted model, not a curated record